Molecule: messenger RNA, 2234 nt
Organism: Pichia membranifaciens NRRL Y-2026
Lineage: Eukaryota; Fungi; Ascomycota; Pichiomycetes; Pichiales; Pichiaceae
Exons: 1
Coding region: 294-2123 (609 amino acids)
Biological process (GO): maintenance of protein localization in endoplasmic reticulum
Cellular component (GO): endoplasmic reticulum membrane
Source: RefSeq, a predicted model, not a curated record
GUUAUCGUAUUUGCGUCUGUUCUUGUAUCUUCUAUUGUAAUUCCAUCCAUAUCUGUGAUCCACAAUUUUCAUGAACAGUAUUCUAUAGUGAUUCGGCAAUGUUUGACUCCAUUGCCCCCAGCAAAUAGAGGAUACUGCUUCUUGUUGUCGUCGACCCUGUUCUCCGCAUAGAAAAUAAAUACUGUGCGCCUUUGUUUUAUACACCUUCAAAGAGAGGAACCUCGAUCUGGAUGAUUACUUUCCUUACAGACACGUUUCGAGUGGGUGAAUACAAUUGGGCUCACACAGAGAAGAUGGCAGAGGAGUAUGGUCUCAGGAAGAGAAAUGAUUCGCUGAACACGACGUGGCCGUCAUUGAGUCUGAAUAUAGACAUCCAAACGUCACAUUCCAAAUCAAAAGACACGAAUGACGGAAAGGGUAAAGUAAGGGAUAGGCACGGCAACAGUGGUAAGCAAGAACGGGACGACGACGGAUCCAAGAAGCUGAAGAGGUUUACACGUGGAUCGGUUAGAGGGAAACAGAUUGGGACUACUUUAUGGAAUGUGCUGUUAUCGGAACUAAAUAUAGAACCAGGAUUGGAAAAGGAGAACAUCGAGAAUAGAGACCAGAGUGGAAAUACCAAUACCGAUAUAGAUAGGUGGAGUGAUAACUUGGAGCUGUUGCUGAACUAUAUUAGACUACCAAUGCAUCUUGAACGGUUCAUGACGUUCGGAUUAUUGUACUCGGCGGUCAUAUUUUUGAAAUGGCUAGUUAUCAUCCCAUUGAGGUGUUUCAUUCAUACCGUCUUGAACAUUGUGCGAUUUGUUCAGCGGAGGGGGUCGUUUUCUUCUCCUUUUGUGAAGCACCAUCUCAUAUACAAAAACGAUCUAUUGUCUGUGACGGGAAUAAUGACAACUCUAUUUUUGUUGAGAAACUUGGACACGAGCCGAAUAUACCACAAUAUACGUGCAGGUACAGCUGUCAAACUAUAUUUCAUGACGCAAGUUUUAGAUAUUGCAGACAGGCUUCUCAGUGCCAGUGGCCAGGACAUCCUCAGAGUGACCUACCAAUUCAAUAGCAUAACUGUCGGCAACAGGUUGAGCCUGGUGAAGGUGUCUCAGUUCCUCGCACUAUACGUCUUAUCGAUCCUAUAUCUUUGGUUCCACUCUUACGCCUUGGUCUACCAGGUCAUGGCUUUGAACGUUGCCAUCAACUCAUACUCAAAUGCUCUACUGACGUUGAUCUUGUCCAAUCAGUUUUCCGAAUUGAAGAGUGCGGUCUUCAAAAGAACAGAACGAGAGGGACUAUUCCAAGCGACUUGCGCAGAUUUGAACGAGCGGUUUUUGAUCCUAAUCAUGCUUGCUAUCAUCUCCUCCCGCAACUUCCUACAGAUCCUGAUAAACACAACCUCCAUCAACGAUUUUUUCGAUAGUCUUAAGCCCGACUCGUGGUCCACCCAGCUCACACAGUGGAAGUCUUUUGACAACUGGUUGGGCCUCCUCAUGGGGCCCUCCAUCCUGGUCAUCGGGUCCGAGAUACUGGUCGACUGGGUCAAGUACGCAUACAUCAUCCGUUUCAACCGAAUCAGGCCCAAGGUGUACGACAAAUUCACCAAAAUUCUAGCAAACGACUUUGUCAACGGUUUCACCUCGGACAAUUUCAGCAGAAUCAACCACCAGCCCAACGAGCAUCCAAGUCUCUUGACCAAAAGAACCGGCUUCCCCAUCUCGACCGUGUCCAUUAUUUUCUGCAAGUUGACGCUGUUUCCCUACUUGCAGUACUUGAUUUCCGUCGUCUACGAACGGAACAACAACGCCCACAUUGCCAGCUGCCUGAUAAUCUCCACCGUGCUGAUCGCCUUGGUGUCCGUUCUGAUUUCCCUACGACUGCUCUUGUCACUCAUCAUUCUCAGCUGGUCCAGAGUUCUUCUCCAGAGACAGCUUCCGAAGCAGACAGACUACGUUUCUGGAGAUCCAAAUGUCAACUUAAGCCACGUUGCAGAUGUCCGGGAGCAUCUCUACGACGACACAGAGGCCCUGCCGCCCUCCUUGGAAGACCUACGGCUACAGAAGCUCCACAAGAACCGGGACGACAAGCUCACCGGCGUGGUCCGCUUUGAGAUGGCCGACAAGAGGAUCUGGUAGCAGUGUCUUCGCCCCUAUGUAGUAGAGUAGAUAGACAACCGUGGACUACGGUACCGCUAAAGAGUAAAAGGAAAAAAAGUUAGGGCUGCCCGCACGUGAUGGAAGCCAGGC